Toxorhynchites rutilus septentrionalis is the source of this 2273-nucleotide messenger RNA. RefSeq lists its product as uncharacterized. Gene Ontology annotation, molecular function: nucleic acid binding. The coding region runs from base 361 to 1872 and encodes 503 amino acids. Lineage: Eukaryota; Metazoa; Arthropoda; Insecta; Diptera; Culicidae. Gene Ontology annotation, biological process: DNA integration. The record is from RefSeq and is a predicted model, not a curated record. The transcript has 5 exons.
AGCUCGAGAACCGAGAACUGUCAGCGGUACACAAACAGAAAACAAAGCGAAGGUGUAUAGCAGAAUAGCGGAGAAAUUAUUAGAUUAUUUGGAAAGUAUAGUAGAAUAGUUAGUAGAGAUUGAAAUUGAUUUGAUUAGAUAGGGAUUAUUGAGUGACUGGCACAGAUUGUCAGCCGAAGCAUUGCCGUCACGUAUUUGAAUUCAAAGAUAGAAGACCGAAAAAUUUUAAAGCUGCUUCGCAACCACAAAAAGAGUUUUUAACUCGCACUGCGAUCAGCUCGGAAAAUCGGCCAUUGUUCUCGCUAACAAAUCUUUAAAAUUUUUCGGUCUUCUAUCUUUGAAUUCAAAUACGUGACGGCAAUGCUUCGGCAUCGAACCAUGAAGACGUGGGAACCAGUGAUCGACUGCCAUCGUUUUUCGAAGUGGGAGCGGUUGUUGAGAAGUACGGCAUACGUUUGGCGCUUCAUUGCCAACCGAAAGCGAGAGCAGAAGAAAUGCGGUAUCCUAUCCAGUGAAGAGCUUCAGAAAGCAGAAAUAACCUUGCUAAGAAUGGCGCAGUGGCAGGUGUUUCCUGAUGAAAUAGCUCUAUUGGAAGAUGGUCAUCAAAGUCAGAAACGGUUAGACGGUAAUAGUAGUAUAUUCCACCUUACACCUUUUUUAGACGAAGCAGGCGUCUUACGAAUGGACGGUCGAAUUGGAGCGGCAAUCCAUGCUCCCGAAGAAAUGAAGUUUCCGGUAAUUUUGCCAAGGAACCACCGAAUCACUUUGCUACUUGUGAACGAAUUCCAUCGAAGAUUCCGACACGCAAACGCAGAAACCGUAGUGAACGAACUUCGUCAACGUUUCUAUAUACCACAAAUAAGGUCAGUCGUGAGGAAGGAAACAAAAAAUUGCCAGUGGUGUAAAAUAAGGAAUGCCACCCCAAGGAUGCCUCGAAUGGCUCCUCUACCAUCCGCUAGAUUGGCUUCAUGUGUUCGACCGUUUACCUACACAGGGUUAGAUUUCUUUGGACCAUUAAUGGUGAAGGUCGGCCGAAGUAGCGUCAAGAGAUGGAUUGCGUUAUUCACCUGUCUCACCGUUCGUGCAGUGCACGUUGAAGUUGCCCACAGCCUUUCUACAGAUUCGUGUGUGAAGUGCGUUCGACGAUUCCUGUGUCGGCGGGGAUUCCCCGCAGAAAUUUACAGUGACAAUGGGACGAACUUCCAAGGAGCGGAACGAAUAUUAAAAGAACAACUCCGAGCAGUGCACGAAGGAUUAGCAGCCACAUUUACCAGUACAACAACCAAGUGGAUAUUCAUUCCACCCGCUGCGCCUCAUAUGGGUGGGGCAUGGGAGAGAAUGGUGAGAUCCGUCAAAACCGCCAUGAUAACUGCUUAUAAUAAUGAUAGAAAACUCGACGAGGAAUCGUUGCAAACAUUCGUGAUUGAAGCUGAGUCCAUAGUAAACAGUCGACCGUUAACAUACUUGCCGUUAGAUUCCGGAGAGAGUGAAGCUCUGACUCCGAAUCAUUUGCUCUUGGGAAGCUCGACUGGUGUACGUCAACCUUCGAUACUGCCGACAGAUUCUGCAGCUGCCAUUAGGAACACAUGGAACCAGAUUCAACAUCAACUGGAUAUUUUUUGGAGAAGGUGGAUUCGGGAGUAUCUUCCCACAUUGACCAAGCGAACUAAAUGGUUCGGAGAUACUAGACCAUUGGCCGUAGGAGAUCUAGUUCUUGUGGUGGAUGAGGCAAAAAGGAAUAGCUGGGAACGUGGGCGUGUGUUGGAGAUUGUAACAGCUAGCGAUGGAAGGGUACGACAGGCUACAAUCCAAACAUUGAGAGGGCUCUUGAGAAGACCAGUGUCCAAGCUUGCGGUUCUAGAUGUUGCAUGAGGUAAAACUGCACCAGUGAGCAGUGUUACGGGGGGGAGGAUGUUGCCACUGGGAGCACUGUUUGGGAAACGAGCGAAAAAGCUCAGCAUGGAAAGCUCGAGAACCGAGAACUGUCAGCGGUACACAAACAGAAAACAAAGCGAAGGUGUAUAGCAGAAUAGCGGAGAAAUUAUUAGAUUAUUUGGAAAGUAUAGUAGAAUAGUUAGUAGAGAUUGAAAUUGAUUUGAUUAGAUAGGGAUUAUUGAGUGACUGGCACAGAUUGUCAGCCGAAGCAUUGCCGUCACGUAUUUGAAUUCAAAGAUAGAAGACCGAAAAAUUUUAAAGCUGCUUCGCAACCACAAAAAGAGUUUUUAACUCGCACUGCGAUCAGCUCGGAAAAUCGGCCAUUGUUCUCGCUAACA